CCCGGUUGGACACUCCGUAACGCGGCCAGAGCUGCGGGGCUUUGGCACUGCCGCUGCGGGAGAAGGAGCGUCGCCACGCUCCGAACCUGUAAGGAAAUGAAGCUGAAUAUUUUAUUCUUUAAAUUAACGAUCGUAUUGUCCUCUCGGCUGCGAGUUCCCAGCUAUUCCUGCCCCAGGCAGGGCAUGGGGACCUGGAGCUGCGCUCUGCACCUGCAGCCAUGGAGUAGAAAACCGUAAUAUCUCUCGGUUCAUUACAGGGGCUACUUAAUUAACGCUGGUUUGCCUCUCCACUGGGGGGGAUGAAGACUGCCCAGGUGCUGGUGAGGGGGAUGAAAUGGUAAAUUUAGCAGUGUGGCGUUCGAGGGGAAGGUCCUGGAGGGUAAUUGUUAAUUUCCUUACACUUUUUGGAGAACGUAUCUGUCAUCAUCCCCUUUGUGCCACUGGGAGUAGUCUUGUGGCUGUGCUCAGGAUCCACGUACUCGCUCCCACUGUGGUCACUACAAGGGGAAGCCGGAGAAAACCACCCCAGCAGGAGAAGCCCAACCUCCGUGGGUGGUGGAGAAAUAACCUGAUGGGGUAAAAUAACACGGUGGGACAGGGGAGCGGUAGGGUGGACUGGGACAGAGGGAGAUGGAAGGCCGGAGACGGAGAUGAUCCCGCUGCCGAGCCAGGCGGCUGGAGGGCAGCGGCAGGGCUGGCAGGUCGAGAUGGAGUUGGCAGGAGAAAAAGGAAAAGCAAAAAUGCAGGAGUGUCUCUUAUUUCUGUUCUCGGUCGGCACAGCUCCCAGCUUACUUUCCAUGAGGCAUCCCGAGCUGCUUUCCCUGUCCUGCUGCUCCAAAGCUCCAAACUGGCAGCUCCGGCAGAUCUGAGCCCCACAGCUUAACCAUUUCACAGCCAGGUUCCCCAUUUUCUCUGUACCAAAGCUCCACUGUGUCUGCCACAGGGCACAGUCACUUAAAAACUCACAGCAUCUUCUAAGUCAGCCGGUGCAUCGCUGUGGGGCUGGGCAAGAGGACCUAGAGCCUGGGGACAGGUUCUUCUGCCCAGAAGCACAACCACAGCACAUUUCUUUCCCCUACAGGUCUGACGGUCUGAUUUCAAGGCACAGAGAAGCAGCAUCGGCCACAGGAGAGCAGCAUGGCUCACAGUCAGCUGCCCAAUGACUCCUGGCAGAAUGGCUCAGCCGCCCUCUUCACCGGCCUGGACCUCCUCCUGGAGCUGAAGCCCCUCUUCAUCCCACUCUACGCCACGCUGGUGGCGGUGGCGUGCACGGGGAACCUCUUCCUCAUCCUCCUCAUUGCUCUCACCAAGAAGCUGCACUGCACCACCAAUUUCCUGAUUGGGAACCUGGCAGCGGCCGACUUCAUCAUGUGCCUCGCCUGCGUCCCCCUCACUGUCUCCUACGCCUUUGAGGUGCGGGGCUGGCUCUUUGGGAUGUUCAUGUGCUACUUUGUCACCCUGAUGCAGGCCACCACCGUCUUCGUCUCAGUGCUGUCCCUCACUGCCAUUGCCAUUGACCGAUACAUUGUGGUGGCAUAUCCUAUCCGCAAGAGGAUAAGCUGCAGGUCCUGCAUCUGCCUCGUGGCCUGCAUUUGGUUACUCUCCAUCAUGGCCUCUGUUCCCACAUCGCUACACACCCACUACCUGGAUCUCAACACCAUCGGCCAUGACAUGAUCAUCUGCGAAGAGUUUUGGAAGAACAAAGAGAGAGAGCGGCUGCUCUACUCAUGUUUGAUGCUCCUCUUGUCCUACAUGCUUCCACUUCUGGCAGUAUCGGUCUCCUUCUGUGCCAUCACCUACCACCUGCGGAGGAGGAACGUCCCGGGCGCUGCCUACCCCUGCCAAGACAAAUGGACCAGAACAAAGCAGAAGACCUUCCGGGUGCUCACAGUCUCGGUGGUGUGCUUUGCUAUCUGCUGGCUGCCCCUCCAGGUGGUGAACUUCAUCAGAGACAUUGACGAGGAGUUCACCAUACUGGACAAGAGGUAUGUCAAUGUUAUCCAGGUCUCAUGUCACCUGAUUGCCAUGAGCUCUGCCUGCUACAACCCUUUCAUCUAUGCCUCCCUCCACGACAAGUUCUGGUUCCACCUCAGCAGCUACUUCUACCGCAAGAAGAAGAGCUCCAGCAGUAUGUCCUGCAAGGCUUCUCGGUUCAAUACCUGCUCCACCCUGGUAGAUGCUUCUACUGGGGUCUCGGAUAAGAUAGCUUUGCAAACUAGAUUAUCAUAACUGAAGGACCUCCAGAGAUUACUUUUGCUUUUGUACCUGGUGUGAAUUUUUCUUUAGACUGGACAUGAGAGCUGGUUGCUGGCUGUGGUGGUCUCUUGCUGUUCCAAGAAGAGGUCCCUUGUGCCUGGCAAGGACAGUGAGCACAAGGGAACAAACCGAUGGGUGUUGUGUCCUCGAGGAGCAGCUCUUCUGAGCAGCUCAAGGAUGUUUUGUUCUUUGGGGAAAACAAACUGGUGCAACAACAAACAGCACAGCCAGGCAAAGGCAGAGUAAUUUGGAGCAGGACGUAUUUCCACCUACCCAAGUCACAAGAGCUGGAAAGACAUGUCAAUGAAACAACAGUUGCUUGGCUUGCUGAAACAGAGCAAUGGAUGAGUAUCUGAGUAUCCAGGUUAAUGACUGGACACACAACCAGCCUGAUGCAGUUCUCUUAAGCCUCACCUUUCAGAAAUGUCUCCGCAUUGACAUGGCCAAAGCCUGCCUCCGUUUCUGUGCUUGCCCUACAUGCCGAGGAGGAACACCCGAGCCAUACCCCUGUGAGCACCAGGCCAUGCAGCCAGUGCCGUGUGCUGGGGCAGUGGGGUAGGGGAGAGGGGGCUGCCUGGGAUGAGCAAGUUUCCAUCUGGCUUUUGCAGACCUUAUCUCUGGUGAGAUGUGAUGUGAGCAUCAUGACUGGGUAUAAAGAAUGUACCUUCUAGCUCACAUCGUGGCUGGGCAUGGGGCAUAUACCCUUACAGCUCAAAUCAUGGCUGGGUAUGGGUUAUACACCCUAUAUCUCGAAUUAUGGCUGGGUAUAUUAGGUGACCAGUGCUGUGCUUGGAACACAAAGACUUCUCCCUGUGGUUUAUUUAGGAGGUGGGUCAGCUUCUAAGCAAGACAAACACAUGUGGGGCGCAUUUAAAGAACUCUUUGGAGAGCAUAAGUCUUCAUUUUGUAGGAUAAAGAUUGUUCCUAAGCAACAGAUAGCACUUUCUGCCUCUGAAAUAACACCGGCUCUCACAGGUAGCAGUAAAUAGCUGUGCGUUUUUUCUUUUAAAUUGUGUUUCAUUGGUGGAAGAACAAUAUAUCUUCAGAAAUGUGCAUUCAUCAGCUGGAGACAGUGUGGGAGCACGUGGCCACUGGAGGCAGGUGGCUGGUUUUGAAUGGUGGUGGCUCAUAACCUGCUUGACUUUCUGAAAAACUCAUGUCUGUAACCAGGCUGGAUGGUCCCAAUUUCUCCAGCUGCUCGCGAGCAGCCAAACAAGGCAGACAUCAUAACUAGGCAUGUCGGUGAAUUUAUCGCUGUUCUUCACAGUGAUGGGAUGGGGCGCCCAGAAAGAUCUCAAGCAAUGGGUUUGCUGGGGAAGAUGCCCCAAUCUCUGCUCUUAGGGUAGUUUAAGAUCAUAUAUGUUCAUGUUCAAGCUCCUUGGGUGGAGGUGGGAAUCCUGGCGACGGGCUGCUCUAACCCAGAAACUGCCAGAUAAAAGGUGGAUUUGAUUUUUGGAUGCUGCUUGGUGUCUCCAGAUGCCUGGUGAAGCUGUGGCACAUCAGCCAGGUCCAUGCAAGCAGCACACUGAGAAGGCAGUGUCUCCUUGUACCCCAACUCAAUUUUAACCUCUUGAUUUUCCAGGAGGAACCCUCUGGGGACAGCCCACAGGCACCAGCAUCGCCAUAAGCACCAAGUCUCAGGGUCAUGACAGCUUCUGGCCACCCAAGGCCAUGCCUUUGGCUCACCAUCAGCUGCUGUGCUCCAUGGGGCCAAGCCAUGUAUGUCGCACGGCUCUUUGUGCCCAGGGACAGGACUUUAAAGUCCCCAGGUGACAUCUUCUCACCACUGCAUGAAAGCUGUCCGUGGUGUUGGCUGUCACUCCUGCUUUCAGGGAGCAGCUUGGCAUCCUCCAGUGCAGAUGCAGCUAGUCGGACUCUAAGAGGAUCUCUAAUUCCCUCUCGUUAUGCCCAGGCAUGAGCUACUGCCUGCUUGCCUUCCUGCUAAGACCUUUACAGUGGUCCUAAAAGGACCAUAUUAUCUUCUGUGGUGCAACCAGUGGAGACAGGGACCCAUCAAAUGCAAAGUGACAUGGAUGCUUGUGACCUCCAUCGUGUACCCGCAAAGCAGCUGAGCCUGCCUGCUUCGCCCAGCUCUCCCGUGGCCGCGCAGGGCUGUGCUCGCGGCAGAGGCUGGAUUCCUCAUCCUGGAGGAGCAAAGCAAACCAGAAGCUUGUCCUUCCUUCUAAUAAAGGCUUAGAAAGCGCAGGCUGUGUGCUUGUAUUGAUUCAGAUCCAACAGGAAUAAGCUGUCCUCGACUGCAGCUUAGUCACAUCCCAGGAAGACAACCAACUCAGACAU
This is a messenger RNA of Falco peregrinus (peregrine falcon), 4554 nucleotides long. Its product is annotated as prolactin-releasing peptide receptor-like. The record is from RefSeq and is a predicted model, not a curated record. Bases 1138 to 2229 code for a protein of 363 amino acids. The transcript has a single exon. Gene Ontology annotation, molecular function: neuropeptide Y receptor activity; neuropeptide binding. Gene Ontology annotation, cellular component: neuron projection; plasma membrane. Gene Ontology annotation, biological process: G protein-coupled receptor signaling pathway. NCBI's taxonomy places the organism in Eukaryota, Metazoa, Chordata, Aves, Falconiformes, Falconidae.